GCGGCAGCGGGGCCUGUGGGGCGAUGGCGGCUGUACGGGGCCUCCGUAUUUCGGUGAAGGCGACCGAGCCGGAGCCCAUGGAAGUGGAGGAGGGCGAGCUGUUGCUUCAGACCGGAGCCCCCGCUACCACCUCGCCUCAGAUAGCUACGGCAUCAGCGGAGGAACUAGCCGUGCCGGUGGAGCGCUCGUUGAGGGAGCUGCUGCCGGAUACUAGCCGAAGAUAUGAAAACAAAGCUGGGAGCUUUGUCACUGGAAUAGAUGUGACUUCAAAGGAAGCGAUUGAGAAGAAGGAGCAGAGAGCAAAACGUUUUCAUUUUCGUGGAGAAAUCAAUCUUGCUCAAAGAAAUGUAACACUGGAUCGAGAUAUGAUGAAGAAAGCCAUUCCCAAAUUGCGACUAGAUACCAUAUAUAUUUAUGGUGUUGAUGAAAUGAGCACCCAGGAUAUUUUUGCCUAUUUCAAGGAAUAUCCCCCUGCUCACAUUGAGUGGCUGGAUGACACAUCUUGCAAUGUUGUUUGGCUUGAUGAAGUAACAGCGACGCGAGCACUUAUCAACAUGAGUUCUAUGCCUGGUGAGGCAAAAAUAAAAUCCCAAGAAAACUGUAAGAAAAUAGAAGAAUCCACAAAGAAAGAAAAAGAGGAGUCAAACUCAGAUGAAGAAACGGAAGAAGGUGAGGUAGAAGAUGAUCAUCCAAGUGAUACAGAGCUGGACACUUUAUCCCAAGUGGAAGAAGAUUCCCUUUUGCGUAAUGACCUUCGUCCGGCCAGUAAGCUGGCCAAAGGCAACAAGCUCUUCAUGAGAUUUGCCACCAGAGAUGACAAGAAGGAGCUUGGAGCUGCCAGGAGAAGCCAAUAUUACAUGAAAUAUGGAAAUCCUAAUUAUGGAGGCAUGAAAGGCAUCUUGAGCAACUCAUGGAAGCGGAGAUAUCAUUCACGCCGACUUCACCGGGAUGUAAUUAAAAAAAGAACUCUCAUUGGGGAUGAUGAUGGUCUGACACCCCCUUAUAAACAUCACUCAGGAUUAGUAAAUGUACCUGAAGAACCAAUUGAGGAAGAAGAGGAGGAGGACCAAGAUGAUGAUCAAUAUAUGGAUGAGGAUGAUCGUGUAGUUGUGGAAUACAGAGAUGAACUUCAGGCUUACAAGCAGUCUCGUGAACGGAGUGCUCGGCGGUCCAGUGCUAGCGAAUCUGAUUCUGAUGAAAUGGACUAUGAUCUUGAGCUGAAAAUGAUCUCUACUCCUUCCCCCAAGAAAAGCAUGAAAAUGACUAUGUAUGCAGAUGAAGUAGAAUCUCAGUUGAAGAGCAUUAGAAAUUCAAUGAGAGCAGACAGUGUCACUUCCAGCAAUAUCAAGAAUCGUAUUGGAAGCAAAGGAGCCUCAGAGAAAGUUACUGAUGUGAGGCUGCUGUUGGAAGAAAAAAGGCACGGGAGUCCUAGCCUGCAUCAGCCCGUGAGCUCUGUGAAAUCAGGUAAAGGAUUCUUUGCUGUUGAUUAUCCCAACUUACUUCACAUGUUUUUUCUCUGCAUACAAUUCUUACUACAUUCUUCUCUUUGUACAAUGACAGCAAAUCUACGGACACGUUUGGGAUCUGCAUCAAAGACGCAGGAAAAAGUCCCAGAGAGAGCAGAAAAAUCAUCAGUAUCACCAGAAGAUGACGACUCUGAGCUCCAGCGGGCAUGGGGGGCCCUCAUUAAAGAAAAAGAACAGUCACGUCAAAAGAAAAGCCGACUUGAUAACUUGCCAUCGCUGCAGAUUGAAAUUAGUCAAGAGAGCAGCUCAGGCUCGGACACAGAAUCAUGAUGGCUUUUAGUGCAUCCUUGGAGACUGUUCUUUAGCUCCAAACUGACUAUCUGGCCUGGGCCCAGGAGCCUUCCUCUGCCAAGCAUCCGAUCCAUGUUUCAAGGAAUCUCUAGUGUGAGAUGUCCUUGCAUGGCAGAGAUGACUUUAGCAGAGUGUGUGUGUGUGUGUGUGUUCCUGUUAAGAAGCCGUCAAGAUUUGUAGAAGACUUAUAUCUUUCCAUUAAGAUGGAAGCAAGAUUCUGAUACUCCACAAAUGAUACAGAACUUUCUUGGUUGAUCACCUUUGCCUUUCUGGUUUUUCUCUGGUUAGCUAUUUGGGCUGGCUCUGCUUCUGCUUCUCCUUCUCCAGAAUGACCAUGAAUGUAAAUCCAAGAAAGGACAAUGAAAAUGUUCUCUCUGUUAGUGUCAGCAUUUCCUGAAUGUGAUUCCAUCAGAAUUGGUUUUCUAUAUUGGAGAGAAAUUUCUUACCUAAAAUGAACAGCUGAAAUCCUAAAUGGUACUUUUUGUUUAUUAUGGAAAAAUAACUUAAAAAUAAUACCCAUGUGUAUAAUGCUCACUGGGAAUAUUAAUAUAUGUA
Protobothrops mucrosquamatus (brown spotted pit viper) is the source of this 2372-nucleotide messenger RNA. RefSeq names its product nuclear cap binding subunit 3 (gene NCBP3). The record is from RefSeq and is a predicted model, not a curated record. Gene Ontology annotation, cellular component: nucleus; cytosol. Lineage: Eukaryota; Metazoa; Chordata; Lepidosauria; Squamata; Viperidae. The transcript has 12 exons. Bases 24 to 1796 code for a protein of 590 amino acids. Gene Ontology annotation, molecular function: mRNA binding; RNA 7-methylguanosine cap binding.